AUCUUAUUAGAUUGCAAGAGCAAAAGUGACAGAGGCCGUGGAAGUGUAACAGAUUUCGUUAUCCAGCGGUAUUAUUUCAUUUCUUGCAUAUAUUCAACUACUUCUUUGUUUCACUAUAAGUUUAAUGAAAUGCAUGCAUUUUCUACACAUUACAAAGACUUAAAUAUAUCUAAUUUAAAUUUAAAUUCAAAAUGAGCACAUAUUUUGUUACUAUUUCCAUUUGGCACAUUUUCUUUACAUUCAAAUUCUUCUUUGUAUAUGCAACUGUAUUAGCUGUCAAAUUUCCGCUGCCAUUUCAGUCGUUAUGAGUUAAAUUCCGAUUUCGCGAGUGAAAUAAGUGAAAAAUCUAAAUUUAUUAAUAAAUAGCGCUGCAACUAGAAUUUACAGUGUGAAAUAAUGUAGUCGUGAUAGUUUUGCUUCGAAAUUAACUAAAUAAUCAGCGUGAGCUAUGUUUUUAGUGUGUUUAUUUGACGAAAGUAGUUCGUUUGUAAGCAAUUGUUUGUCAGUGGCCGCGAAGUGUGAGAAAUUUAAGUUAUUUCUGUACAAAUGCAAGCUAAUUACUUUGUUGAUUCUAAAGCUAAUUAUGCAGAGUGGGCAAUAGUUCAAGAUUAAAAUCAAGACAUUUCUCAUAUUAACACUCCGGUUGUCUGGAAUUUCGCGACAACGAAAACAAACACAGCAACCGCAAAAUCAACCACCACCACAACAACAAACAUUCCACUUGUCAUAAUCAGCAGAAAUAUUUUCCCAUAUUUCUGUGAAAGUUGGACGCGUUCCUUGGCAUCGCAUUAUCUUGUCCUGUCAAAGCGCGCUGCGAAUACUAAACGGCAAAAGGAUAACCACACAUCAACAUACAAAUACUUCUGCGUGACUGAGUGGGUGUGAGCGCGUGAGUGACUCAUUUGGCAUACGUAGCGCAACAGUCUCGGCCGCAUAGUUCAGGCUAAGCUGUGGGUAGCGCACACUUGAAGCAACAAUCAAGCCAAAUACAACAACAGACAGCAAUAAACACCGCUAUUUGUUAGUAUUUCGUUUAUGAUUUCGUGUCGUUUUCAAAUAGACCCACGAAAAGGUUUCGACGGCCGGUUUGAGGAGUGUGCCAAGCAAGGCGACUGGUAUAUAAGCUGCCAUUAUUGACACACACACACACACAGACGCUUAAAUAUAACACAUAUGCGUGCAAGUGUGUUUGUGUGAGUAAAUAUUUAUCGCAGUAAAACACUUGUGGCAGUUUAAGUAGCCAGUCUUGCCGCGCCGAGGAACAGCUGGUGCGCAUAUUACCGCCAUUGUCAGGCAAUUGUUGGCGGCUGUCGGCUAAACCGUUAUUCAGCUAGCUAAACAAUCAAGGCAAAUUGUGAAAGCAAAACCAAAAACGUAAACGGAAACUCAAACAAAUAAACACAUAAAGAGAGAAGUAAAGACAUAAACAUCACAACAAGUGGAGCACACAGCCAUCAUUUAAAAACAAGAAAUAUACAACAACAACUGUUAGCAAAUAUUGCCGCAACGAGUUCGCGUGUGAAUUUGUACAUCCUCCAUCCUUGCAACCAAUACCGCCAAAAUGCAGACAAAUGUGCAAAUUGAUUCGAAGAAUCUGCGCUCGAACGACGACAACUUUCGCUCGCGCGGCCAUCACAUCACCAUCGAGGAGCUGGUUGCCAUCUCGCCGGAACGACGUAAUUGGCGUGGCAUAUUUAUAGCGUUGCUGGUAAUAGCAGCAGUCUUCAGUCUCAUAAUUUUCUCGAUUUUCCUGCUGUCGCCAGAGGAUGAAGGGUUGCGCAUACGCGGCCGUCACAUGGUGCUGCCAGACAUUUUAGGCAAAAGUUUGCAGUGGAAGCCCUUCAACGGCACUUGGAGUAGUGACAUCGAACUGAUCUACCGUGACCCCACAGGCGGCUUAUCGAUAUUAAAUCUAGACAAUUACACAACGCGGGUCCUAAUGACCAACUCAACAUUCCGCCAGCUAAAUGCUGAAUCGUUUCUCGUAUCGCCCGAUCAGAAGUAUGUGCUGCUGCAGUCGGACAGCAAUACGGAAGGCUCCAGGCAUCACGUUUACGAGGUGCAGACAGCGAACACCUUUCCGCUGGGUCCCACGGAGAACAUAGCGGAGCCGCCGCGCCUGCAAUAUGUCACAUGGGCGCCCAACGUGCCGCCCGCGCCAGCCACAACCACAACAAGCACCACCACGAGCACCACUACAACAACCAGCACAACCACAACAACGCGCGCACCAAUCAACACAACAACAAAUGCGACACGUACAGCGAACGGCGCUGCGACAGCGGCAGCCGUGAAUGGCUCAAGUGGUGGCAGCAUCUUGCUGAGCAGCUUGGCGGGCGCAGCGACCGGUGGCGGUGUGGGCAAGCCGCCGCCAAGUAAUUUUCAAUAUCCGAAUGGCGGUGCGGUGAAAGCGUUUCCACAAAAUCAGGCAAUCGCCUUUGUGUACGAGAACGACAUCUACUACAAGCCGAAGGUUCAAGGCGAGCUGGUAUGCCGCAUUACAACAACAGGUCGCGCUGGCGUCGUCUACAAUGGUAUACCGGAUUGGACGUAUGAGAAUGUGCCAGAGCUGAAUGGGCGCAGCAGCGGUCUCGCCUUCUCACCGGAUGGUCUAUUUUUAGCCUUUCUCACAUUCAACGACAGCGAUGUGAAUGAAUACAAGUACACCUGGAUGGGCGACGACAUCAAGUACCCAGCUGUGCUAACACAACGCUACCCUAAAGCAGGCGAAGCCAACCCGAAUGUCACCGUGAAUGUGGUAAAUCUCUCCGUCCUCAAGUACAUCUUCCCCACACAAAUCAAACUUCCAGCCGAUCUCUCGAAUGGCAGCUAUAUUGGCGCACUCACCUGGGCCACACCCAUUGACCUCUCCGUAACGAUCACCAAUCGUGGUCAAACGAAAGCUACAACGGUUGUUUGUCGCGCACCAGACUUCCAUUGCCAUCCUGUACACACAGAAGUUACGGUUAAUGAUGGUUGGGUGCUACCAGCUGAGCGGCCCAUAUUUUCCGCACGCAAUAGCGCAAAUCUCAAACGAAACCAACAACAAUUGCUCGCCAAUGGACUGAAUGGCAAUAAUAGCUAUCACAAUGUGAGCAAUGGUCAGACCACUUAUGAGAUUUCGCAUGGCGGUUAUCUGCUCAAACGUCUCCCGGUACGCGAUGGCGAACACGGACACUUCCGACAUGUGGUCUUCAUUUCAUCACUGGAUCGCCGACCAGUGCCAUUAACAAUGGGACGGUUCGAAGUCACCGAGCUUUUAGGUUGGGACGAACCGCAUGAGAUUGUUUACUUUAUGGCGGCGCCGGAAAAGCGUCCAGGUGAACGGCAUCUCUACAAAAUCAGUCUUAAGCUGAAUGAGACGCAAAGCAAUCGCGCGUAUAUUACUUCAACACAGCCGACAUGCUUGACCUGUGACAAUACCAUAUCCACGUUCCGACUGACCGCGCAGGGUAUACGCGUAGAGGACGCUGAAAAUCGUAGCGACGAUGAGACCGAGUGCUACUAUGAUAUACCGAAGAACUGUCUUUACAAUAAAAUUUACUUCAGCAAAGAUUACUCGCACUAUGUGCAAGAGUGCCUGGGACCGGAGUCACCCAGCGUCUACAUGGUGGAGACACAGAGCAACAUGAAGACGUAUAUACUCAAUGCGGGUCACAGUCUGCGACACCGUCUGCAACAGCUCGCUUUGCCACAAAUACGUACGUUCAGCGUAGAGAUACGACACGGUUUCCAUGCACAAGUGCGUCUCUUUCUGCCGCCGGGAAUGCGCGAGGACGAAGAGGUCGCCUUUCCGCUCAUACUGCACAUCAACGCGGCACCCGGUUCACAGCUGGUCACCGAAAAGUAUCAAGUGGAUUGGAACUGGUAUUUGAGCAGUCAACGCUCCAUGAUUGUGGCGCAAAUUGAUGGACGCGGCAGUGGCUUCCAGGGCGAACUGCUGCGCACACAAGUGCACGGCAAGCUCGGCACCGUCGAAGUGGAGGAUCAACUGGGCGUAUUAACCUACCUGCGCGAUAAUUUGAAAUUCAUUGAUCCGUCACGUAUUUGCGCCUACGGCUGGGGUUAUGGCGGCUACGCGGCCACCAUGACGCUCAUCGAUGACUCGCACCAGGUGCUGCAGUGCGCUGUGGCCGUCAACCCGAUUGUCUCCUUUGGCUAUCACUACUCAUUUUUCACCGAACGUUACAUACCGCUGAAGGGCGAUUACUUGCGCGCUCUGCAGGAGGCCGAUUUGACCAUGAAGGCUGGCAAUAUUAAGGGUCGCAAUUUGAUGUUGAUACACGGCACGGCGGACAGACUGGUGCAUCAGGAGCACACGUUGAUGUUGGUGCGUGCGCUGGUGGAUCAGCAAGUCAAGUUCAGACAUCAGGUCUACCCCGAUGAGGAUCAUGCGAUGACGAAAUCACUCAGUCACGUCUACAAAACAAUGGAAUGGUACUUUGAUGAGUGCUUCGGACCCAACGACGACAACGAAUGGGAUCCGACGGGACUCUUUGUGUUCAAACAAUAAUUAAUCAUUCACAGUGGUGAAGAGGUCUAUUUGUAGAAGCAAGUACUAAGUAGUUGCAUAAAUUAGUGUGAUUAGAGAUUCUAUAGGCAGCACGAAAAAAACAAAAAUUUAAGCGAUUAAAGCGAACAACGCGUUGCAACAACAAAGUUCAUAUGCAUGUAGUGAUGAGUGUUAAGGGUAUGGAAGGGCAUAUAGGUCACAUCUAGGUGAGCAAGAUUAAGAGAGUUGAGUACUCAUUCUCUAAACUGUGGGUUUUGUGCGUAGCGACAGAGUUGACGCGUUCUUAACUAGGAAAAUUCAAGUUUUUGCAUUUUUGAAAGAAAAUAAUAUUACAAAUUAGUUUUUAUAUUUGCAGGCUAAGCAAAAACAUUAAGCUAAAUAAGAAAGCUGAUUAGAAACAAAGCUUAAGUUAUAUAAAACUAAGUGUAAGUGGUUACAAAAAGUAAUGAAAAAAUUAAAAUUAUUUAAAAAAAUAAUAAUUAUUUAAAAAAUUUAAAGCUAACAAAAAGCAAACGA
Bactrocera latifrons is the source of this 5029-nucleotide messenger RNA. RefSeq names its product inactive dipeptidyl peptidase 10. The record is from RefSeq and is a predicted model, not a curated record. Gene Ontology annotation, biological process: proteolysis. Gene Ontology annotation, molecular function: serine-type peptidase activity; dipeptidyl-peptidase activity. NCBI's taxonomy places the organism in Eukaryota, Metazoa, Arthropoda, Insecta, Diptera, Tephritidae.